AAUGAAAUCAUCAUCUCCUGUAUGUAAACCUUUAGUGGAGUUUUUAAGAGAAGGAGCAGAUGCCAUUAGAUAGAAAGAAUUGUCAAAGGAAAUAACCACUAAAUCGGAACUCUUCAAAUUGAUUAAACCAGAAAAUGAAUCUGAUGAAACAGCUUACUUUAUAUUGUUCUUCCAUGGAUUUUAUAAAAUUUCUAAAGCACAAUUGGAUGAAAAGAUGAAAUUGAUUUUGUUAUUAUGA
Paramecium octaurelia is the source of this 238-nucleotide messenger RNA. Lineage: Eukaryota; Ciliophora; Oligohymenophorea; Peniculida; Parameciidae. The record is from the annotation of a GenBank genome assembly.